Messenger RNA from Saprolegnia parasitica CBS 223.65, 1942 nucleotides. RefSeq lists its product as hypothetical. The record is from RefSeq and is a predicted model, not a curated record. The coding region runs from base 116 to 1942 and encodes 608 amino acids. NCBI's taxonomy places the organism in Eukaryota, Oomycota, Saprolegniomycetes, Saprolegniales, Saprolegniaceae. Gene Ontology annotation, molecular function: ABC-type transporter activity; ATP hydrolysis activity; ATP binding. The transcript has a single exon. Gene Ontology annotation, cellular component: membrane.
GGGACACGCAGAGGUGCAUUGGCAAGGGACGUGGAUUUUUUGGCCACCAACGACCAACGACCGACCCGCUCACUUUGUGAUUGCCAUUGAGAGUGCUAAGGACCAGUCGGCUAGUAUGGAGACUCCGAGCGAUAACAACAAGUUCCUCUCGACGCUCGAGACGCCGUUUACGCUCGCAGUCAACGGCGAGACGCACCACGAGAGCGUCGACCCGGCGACGUUGAGCUGGCACAAUUUGCGCUACACGGUGCAGCCCACGACGCUCCUCGGCAAGAACGGCCCGCCCAAGACGAUCCUCAAGAACAUCCAUGGCCACGUCUCGCCCGGCCAGCUCACGGCCAUCAUGGGGCCGUCUGGCAGCGGCAAGACGACGCUCCUCGACAUCCUCGCCGACCGCGUCUCGAGCGGCACGAUCGAGGGCAACAUCGAAGUCAACGGCCACACGCGCCACUCGUCGUCGUUCCGCAAGAUGGCCACGUACGUGGCCCAAGAAGACUCGCUCCUGGGGUCGUUUACGGUCCUCGAGACGCUGCGGUUUGCAGCCAAGAUCUCGCUCCAGGCGGCGCAUGCGGUCCAGGAGGAGCGUGUCCAGGCCGCGAUUGCCGACAUGGGCUUGACGAGCUGCGCCAACACACGCGUCGGCGACCUCUUCUUCAAGGGCAUUUCCGGUGGCCAGAAGCGCCGCCUCUCGAUUGCGAUUGCGCUUUUGACGAACCCGUCGAUUCUGCUGCUGGAUGAACCGACGUCCGGUCUCGACUCGGCGUCGACGUACCACAUCAUGAAGUACAUUGCGAAGCUCUGCGCGACGGGCCGCACGGUCAUUUGCACGAUCCACCAGCCGUCGGCCGAGGUCUACAACAUGUUUUCGACCGUCUCGAUCCUGGUCGAAGGCAGCACGGUCUUCUAUGGUGCGCCAUCGGCCGCGCUGACUCAUUUCGAGUCGCUCAACUACCCGUGCCCGCUGUACACGAACCCGGCCGAGUACUUUGUGAGCCUUGUCAACACGGACUUCGAGGGCCACGCUGACGUCCCUGCGUUCGUCAAGUCGUAUGCGUCGAGCGAGCUCUGCAACGGCAUUGUCCGGUCCAUUGAAGCCGACCGCCACGCCGCCUCGGCCCUCUCGCCCAAGAAGGUGCCGAGCCAAGGCGCGUCCGGCUUGACGCAGUGGAUGGUGCUCAUGCACCGCAACACGCUCGACAACAUUCGCAACCCGGGCAUCUACUGGGUGCGCCUCUUCAUGUACAUCAUGCUCUCGUUCAUGGUGGGCACCAUGUACUACCACACCAACACGGAUUUGACCAAGGAGGAUCUGCUACCGAUGCUCUUUUACGUCCAAGCGUUCCUCGUCUUUAUGAGCGUCGCCGUGCUGCCGUUCUUUAUCGAGCAACGCGCGGUGUUUGUUCGCGAGCGCGCCAACCAAGGCCUCAACGUCGGCAGCUAUGUCUUUGCCAACUUGCUCGCGGCCUUGCCCGGCAUCGCGCUCAUCUCGAUCCUGUCCACGGCGCUUGUGGUCUGGCUCGCGGACCUCAACGGGUUUGGGUACUUUUUCCUCAACCUCUUCUUGUCGCUGGUCGCGGCCGAGUCGCUCAUGUGUGUCAUCGCCGCCGCCGUGCCCCACUACAUUAUCGGCAUUGCUCUCGGGGCCGGCCUCUUUGGCAUGUUUAUGCUCUGCGAGGGCUUCAUGGUGCCCAAGCACGCGAUUCCCGACUACUGGAUCUGGGCCUACUACAUGGCUUUCCACACGUACUCGUUCGAGUCGUUUGUGUACACGCACUUUAACCCGAUGCAGUCGACCGACGCGACGGCGAAAGCGAUUCUGACGCGCUAUGGCUUCCAGAAUGUCGACGUCAACCGCAACAUGGGCAUCCUCGCCGCGUACACGGUGCUCUUCCAGCUCAUCUUUGCGUUCAUUCUCUACAAGUUCCACACGGGCCGCCGGUAA